AGUGCAACAAAACAAGAGGUCUUAAAUGAAAUGCAGACACUGUUAUCCAUCCAAUUUCUCGUCUUCCUCGUAACAAAGAAGAAACUAUGGCUAUGGCUACAGCCGCAGCAUCUGGAUUCUUGUUAGGAAACACUUGUUCCAACAUUUGUUUCCGCAAGUCACAAUUCCGAAAGUCGUCUCCUUCAAAGACCAGUGCGGUUUCUGAGCUAGGGUUUGUUACUUCUCAAUUGAGUGGCGUUAGAAUUUCCUACAACCUAACUCAGGAUCCAAAGCUCGUCUCCUCUCCUUCCAUUCCUGCUUUUCAACCUGUUGUUGCCCGUAGAGUGUGUCCCUUUACUGGGAAGAAAGCAAACAAGGCAAACAAAGUUUCCUUUUCAAACCACAAGACAAAGAAGUUGCAGUUUGUGAACCUGCAGUAUAAGAAGAUUUGGUGGGAAGCUGGUAAGCGGUAUGUCAAACUGAGGUUGUCCACUAAGGCAUUGAAGACUAUAGAGAAGAAUGGACUGGAUGCCGUUGCUAAGAAGGCUGGCAUAGAUCUUAGCAAGGAGUAAAAAAUUUGUGCCAAUUAUUCCUUGGAAUUCUAUUUCUUUGAGUUCUUCCAUUGGUCUGUGGAAUUUUUUACUGUAAUAUUCCCUUGGAUCAACGUGCAAGUGUUGUGAAUUCACUUUUCUCAUAUGAUAUCAUGGAGCUUUUGAUCUA
This is a messenger RNA of Hevea brasiliensis (rubber tree), 699 nucleotides long. RefSeq names its product 50S ribosomal protein L28, chloroplastic. Gene Ontology annotation, biological process: translation. The record is from RefSeq and is a predicted model, not a curated record. The coding region runs from base 87 to 551 and encodes 154 amino acids. The transcript is spliced from 2 exons. Gene Ontology annotation, cellular component: ribosome. Gene Ontology annotation, molecular function: structural constituent of ribosome. NCBI's taxonomy places the organism in Eukaryota, Viridiplantae, Streptophyta, Magnoliopsida, Malpighiales, Euphorbiaceae.